Molecule: messenger RNA, 1581 nt
Organism: Rotaria socialis
Lineage: Eukaryota; Metazoa; Rotifera; Eurotatoria; Philodinida; Philodinidae
Source: the annotation of a GenBank genome assembly
AUGAUAGAUACUAUUUCUUCAACGGUUCAUGAAAAAAUAAAAUCGGACAAAAAUAAUUAUAAAUAUGAUUGCAAAUUAUCGACUAAUGAUGAAGAUGAUCUUCAAUCAGAAGAAUUCGAAGAAACACCUCUCUACGCUGCUGUUCUUACUUAUAUUAGUUAUGCUAUUCUUUGUUUAUUCGGUUGGUUACGAGAUUUUUUGCGGCAAUCAAAUAUUGAAACAAAACGUGGUGCUAUCGAUCCAAAUGCUUCAUUGGGGUUUGUACCACUUUAUCAAAGUUAUGAGUCAUUUUAUACACGAAAUAUGUACACACGUGUUCGAGAUAUUUUUAAUCGUCCAAUUGCAAGUGUUCCCGGUCCACAAUUCGAACUAACAGAACGACUUUCCGAUGAUUAUAAUUGGACGUACAGAUUUACAGGCAAAACAAUUCGUGCAAUUAAUUUAGGUUCAUAUAAUUAUUUGGGUUUUGCUGAAAAAACUGGCCCAUGUGCGACGGAGUCGAUAAGUGCAAUAAAAUCCUUCGGUAUUGCAACUUGUAGUACAAGUUCUGAAACAGGUACUCAACGAUAUCAAAUUGAACUUGAGCAGCUUCUCACUGAAUUUCUCGGCGUUGAAAGUUGCAUUGCCUUCGGCAUGGGCUUCGCAACAAAUGCAUUAAAUAUCCCAGUGAUGGCCUCGAAAGGAGAUUUAAUUUUAAGCGAUGAAUUAAAUCAUGUAUCACUUAUAUUAGGCAUUCGUUUAUCAGGCGCUUCCUCUCAAACAUUUGCACAUAACGAUAUGAAUGAUUUGGAAAAAAAAUUACGUGCAGCCAUUGUUCAAGGACAUCCACGUACGAAUAGACCAUGGAAGAAAAUAAUUAUUGUAGUCGAAGGUGUCUAUAGUAUGGAAGGAUCCAUUUGUCGAUUACCACAAUUAAUUGAACUUAAAAAGAAAUACAAAGCAUAUUUAUAUAUGGAUGAAGCACAUUCUAUUGGUGCAAUGGGUAAACAUGGGCGAGGUAUUGUUGAUUACUUCAAUGUGGAUACGAAAGAUGUUGAUAUUUUAAUGGGAACAUUUACAAAAAGUUUUGGAUCAGCAGGUGGUUAUAUUGCAGGAAAGAAGUCACUCAUCGAUCAUAUUCGUAUUAAUUCUCAUGCAAAUAACUAUGCAACUAGUAUGUCAGCACCUAUUGUUCAACAAAUAAUAUCAUCUCUUCACCUGCUAAAUGGUCCCGAAGGCAAAAAGCGUAUUUAUCAAUUAGCGGAUAAUACACGUUACUUUCGACAGAAAUUAGUUGAUAUGGGUUUUAUUAUUUAUGGUAAUAAAAAUUCACCUGUUGUUCCCAUGUUACUUUAUAUGCCUGCACGAGUUACUCGCUUUAAUCGUGAAAUGUUACGUCGUGGUAUUGCUGUUGUUACUGUUGGAUUUCCAGCCACAAAAUUAUUAGAAGCUCGUGUACGUUUUUGUUUAUCAGCUGCUCAUACACGUCAAAUGUUGGAUGCUGCUUUAAAGGCAAUUGAUGAAGUCGGUACCGAUAUAUCAAUACGUUAUUCAACAAGACACGAGCAUAGACGACUAAGAGAUAUUUCAAGCGAGAAAUAG